GCUGGAGAAGAAGAGGAGCAACCGAACAUGCUUGCUGUAGGGAAAGCUCUGCUCAGAGAGUGAGGAGUGAAAUGCUCGAAGGUGGAGGGGGGAGCGACGAUAGAAUGGCUUGGUGAAAAUUAUCACACAGGAUAGCUGGAGCGCUGUCUUACGUGUUAAAGGAAAUGGAUUCAAAUACGAGAUAACCCGUGUGUGUUUAUCAUCAAAUGGAUUCUGGUGUUUUUCGGGCGAUGCUCUUCAUUUGCUCCAGGAACUUCAGUGUUAGAUAACAUUGUGUUAUUGUUUUAUUGUUUUUUUUUGUUUUUUUUUUAUGAUUAGGGUGUGCUUAGAGAGUUGUUCUUAUUCUUAUUGCUGGGAAAUAAUUAUUAUCUUGAGGUGAAGUCGCUUUAAAUCAGAUCAUUGAGCCCUGGCGUUAGUAUCCACUUAUUCAGAGUGAUUUGAUUGGUUUUACUAGCAAAUCGAAUCGAGAAGAACUAACUUUUUUUUUUUUAAUCCAACAAUAUUUGGUCAUCAUUUGUCGUAUAGCAGUACUGUUGCAGUGUCGUUCUUACUGAUUAACUUUGUUUUUGAUAACUAGAUUUCUUUGGGAUUUGUAGCGAUUUGUAAUACAUUCCAACACGAAAUAUCAACUUAACACCUGAACCCUUGUUGACGACCUGGGCUAAAAUAUUAACGUUGAUUUGCCCUACAUUGAACGGUAUUGACCAAUAGAGUUGAGCUUAAAGCAGGGCACCAACUUAGAGUGAAAGGUUAUGCUGACUUGGUCAACUCAGUAAACAGUGUGUUGCGUGGCUGAUAAAUGAUAAACAACUGUGUUGUGUUGGUGUUGUUGUUUUAUAUUUAUUGUAUACUGCUUUUAAAAAAAAAAUCGAAUUUAAAGACACGAUUUUACAAUUUAUUAUUUUUUUUUAAAAAUAAAAUAAUACUUUUAAUUAGUUUGACCAAAAAAGUAAUUACCUACAGCUCCUAUGAAAUGGCUGAUGUGGUGAAAAUAGCCAUCGCAAAGUCCUGUUAGAAUUCAAUGACCCAUCACUGCUGUGACUUUUUCUGAUAGCCGUAAGGCCAGUGCGUUAAAAAUCAUGACAUACUUGUUGGUGUUGGUUCUGUUGACGGUAGAAGCCCUUGAGGAUACGGUGCACCCAAGAGUGAGCAAUGAUAUCUACAUGGACCCAUGUAAGGCAGGUAGGUCUUCAUGUGUGGUGGUUCAAAUGUCUAAUGAUAUUGUAAGUCUCUAUAAUCAGUAGGUAAAUAUGGACCAGUUGCUGUUGAAUGAUGUGUGUGGUAAAAACUGUAUUAUUGUAGGGAACAAUAUAUAUUAAAAUAUACCUAAAGCCUAAAUUCACAACAAUUCUUACAAUCCUUAAUACACCCAUAAAUUCCAUUCUUAAUAUCCUGAAUACACCCAUAACAUCCAUUCUUAAUAUCCUGAAUACACCCAUAACAUCCAUUCUUACUAUCCUGAAUACACCAUUUACAACCAUUCUUACUAUGCUCAAUACACCAAUAACAACCAUUCUUACUAUGCUCAACACACCAAUAACAACCAUUUUUACUUUGCUCAAUACACCAAUAACAACCAUUCUUACUAUGCUCAAUACACCAAUAACAACCAUUCAUUACUAUGCUGAAUACACCAAUAACAUCCAUUUAUUACUAUCCUCUAUACACCAAUAACAUCCAUUUAUUACUAUCCUCAAUACACCAAUAACAUCCAUUUAUUACUAUCCUCAAUACACCAAUAACAUCCAUUUAUUACUAUCCUCAAUACACCAAUGGCCAUCCAUUCUUAUUAUCCUCAAUACACCAAUGGCCAUCCAUUCUUACUAUCCUGAAUACACCACUAGCCACCCCUCUAAACAAAUCGCACAUUCAGCACGAGUGCCUGGUCUGUAAGGGGAACCCCCUUUAAGCCUUGUGACGAGGUAUCUAAUUUUGUGGGUGUUGUGCGAACUUGAUUUACCUAUAUUGAACUUACGUAUUGUUCAGACGCGUGGAACCUUGACUAAAUUUUUCCCAUGGUAAAAUCCUUAAACUGUGCCCAGCCAGCCCCCACCACCCCCGCCCCCCUUUAAAAAAAAUACAGUCAGUAAAGUAAAAUGAAAAUAACCCAUGUGUCGAUUUAUAUAAUGUUAGCCUCAUAAAUAAAUCCAAAAGGCCAUCAGAGUUACGUCACUUAGAGAGUAAAAAUUACGACUACUGAGGGAACCAACAGGUCUUAACCUGGCACUGGUCUAAGCACUACAAACCUCUAUGCUGGUCUAAGCUCUAAAAACCCCUAUGCUGGUCUAGGUACUACAAACCACUAUGCUGGUCUAGGCACUACAAACCCAUAUGCUGUUCUAAGUACUAAAAACCCCUAGGUACUAAAAACCACUAUGCUGGUCUGGUUACUACAAACCCCUAUGCUGAUCCAGGUACUACAAACCACUAUGCUGGUCUAGGUACUAAAAAUCACUAUGCUGGUCUAGGUACUAAAAAUCACUAUGCUGGUCGGGUUACUACAAACCCCUAUGCUGAUCCAGGUACUACAAACCACUAUGCUGGUCUAGGUACUAAAAACCACUAUGCUGGUCUGGUUACUACAAACCCCUAUGCUGAUCCAGGUACUACAAACCACUAUGCUGGUCUAGGUACUAAAAAUCACUAUGCUGGUCUAGGUACUACAAACCACUAUGCUGGUCUAGGCACUACAAACCACUAUGCUGGUCUAGGUACUACAAACCACUAUGCUGGUCUAGGCACUACAAACCACUAUGCUGGUCUAGGUACUACAAACCACUAUGCUGGUCUAGGUACUACAAACCCCUAUGCUGACUACAAACCACUAUGCUGGUCUAGGUACUACAAACCACUAUGCUGGUCUAGGCACUACAAACCACUAUGCUGGUCUAGGUACUACAAACCACUAUGCUGGUCUAGGUACUACAAACCCCUAUGCUGGUCUAGGCACUACAAACCACUAUGCUGGUCUAGGCACUACAAACCACUAUGCUGGUCUAGGUACUACAAACCACUAUGCUGGUCUAGGCACUACAAACCACUAUGCUGGUCUAGGUACUACAAACCACUAUGCUGGUCUAGGUACUACAAACCCCUAUGCUGGUCUAGGCACUACAAACCGCUAUGCUGUUCUAAGUACUAAAAACCCCUAUACUGGUCUAGGUACUACAAACCACUAUGCUGGUCUAGGGACUACAAACCCCGAUGCUGAUCCAGGUACUACAAACCACUAUGCUGGUCUAGGUACUACAAACCACUAUGCUGGUCUGGGGACUACAAACCCCGAUGCUGAUCCAGGUACUACAAACCACUAUGCUGGUCUAGGUACUACAAACCCUUAUCCUGGUCAAAGUACUACAAACCCCUAUCCUGGUCUAGGUACUACAAACCCCUCUGCUGGUCUAGGUACUACAAACCCCUAUGCUGGUCUAAUUACUACAAACCCUUAUACUGGUCUAGGUACUACAAACCACUAUGCUGAUCUGGGGACUACAAACCCCGAUGCUGAUCCAGGUACUACAAACCACUAUGCUGGUCUAGGUACUACAAACCACUAUGCUGGUCUGGGGACUACAAACCCAGAUGCUGAUCCAGGUACUACAAACCACUAUGCUGUUCUAGGUACUACAAACCCUUAUCCUGGUCAAAGUACUACAAACCCCUAUCCUGGUCUAGGUACUACAAACCCCGAUGCUGGUCUAGGUACUACAAACCCCUAUGCUGGUCUAAUUACUACAAACCCUUAUACUGGUCUAGGUACUACAAACCACUAUGCUGAUCUGGGGACUACAAACCCCGAUGCUGAUCCAGGUACUACAAACCGCUAUGCUGGUCUAGGUACUAAAAACCACUAUGCUGGUCUGGGUACUACAAACCCCGAUGCUGAUCCAGGUACUACAAACCACUAUGCUGGUCUAGGUACAACAAACGCCUAUGUUGGUCUAGGUACUACAAACCACUAUGCUGGUCUAGGUACUACAAACCCAUAUGCCAGUCUAGAUAUUAAAAAUCCCUAUACUGGUCUAGGCACUACAAACUCCCAUGAUGUUCUAGGCACUGAUCGUUCAUGUUGAGUACCACCAAAAUGCCAGGUAUAUUUCAAAGGCUUUUCAAAUACAGUUUUGGUUUUAUCUCCAUGAGGAUGCAUCUGUUAAAUAAAUGAUGGGUACACCAGGUUUAUGACCUGUGUCUGUAUAUUAGAUUGCCAGAAGCUACUAAUAAAAUGGCAGGUAAACAUACAGCAUUACUGAUUGCAGACGUCCGUUUAGGGAACAGAUACCUGAGAUGGAUUACCACAGGUGAGGACAGACACCUGUUGGGGAAUACUUUUUAGCGUCACCUCCCCCAACGCCUCAAGCGAACCUGCAUUUUUUUUUUAUUAUAUAUUAAUUUUCAGGUAAAGAUUUAUCGCUUCCUCUAUUCUGUACGGAUGAAUAAUCGGGCUAAUGAGCUCAAAGGAUAUCUUCGAUAUAUUGCUGACCACCUUAAUCUAUUCUGUACGAAUGAAUGAUCUGGCUAAUGAGCUCAAAUGAUAUCUUCGAGUACCAAUUACUGACCAUUUUCAUCUAUUCUGUACGAAUGAAUGAUCCGGCUACAGAGCUCAAAGAAAAUCUCUGGGUACCAAUGCAGAUUACCUUUAUCUAACAAUCCUGAAUCCUUCUUCAAUCGUGAACGUUUCUCCUCCGGGCUGAGAGAUGUUGGGUUAACUUCCUCGAUGUUCUCACGCCGUGGCUUAGCUAGAGUUAGUGUCACCCGGAGCAGACUACCCACUGUUCAUCCCCUUCUUACGCCACUGCUCACAUCCCAACCUCAUCCGGCAGUUCAGCUAGCAUAAUAUGUAGUCCGACUGAAGGGUCGCUUGACUACUGCUUUGGGUGAAAAGGGGCUGGUUUAUCCGAAGUGUUCAGUUUGUAGUCCAACAACACUGCAUUGUGUCACAGUAGCAUUCGCAAAGAUGCUGCUAUAGACUCAUGGUUUACCUAGCGGACGCAAAUAGAAGACUCUUUCCCUAAUGCGAGUGGAACGAUGCCCACCGCCAUGUCAUAUUUCAUCAAGCAGGACCCAAGCCAUAUUUGAUCAAGCAGGACCCAAGCCAUAUUUUAUCAAGCAGGACCCAAGCCAUAUUUGAUCAAGCAGGGCCCAAGCCAUAUUUUAUCAAGCAGGACCCAAGCCAUAUUUUAUCAAGCAGGACCCAAGCCAAAAAUUCAUCAAGCAGGACCCAAGCCAUAUUUCAUCAAGCGUGACCAAAGCCAUAAUAUUUCAUCAAGCGUGACCCAAAGCCAUAUUUUAUCAAGCGUGACCCAAAGCCAUAUUUCAUCAAGCAGGACCCAAGCCGCAGUCGAAAAACAAUUGGCAAAUGUUUGAAAGCGAAUGAGAUUUAGAGGCAAAGCUUGACCGUUGGAGCCAGAUGGCAGCUAUGAUUUCAAUUUCUACCAAUGAGCUACAUCGUCCAGUACAACUCUGUACAUGGGACAUCUCGCAGAAUGAUGAAUGGCACUAGGGUACAUAGACAGAGUAUGCUCGACCAUUUCAACUCUACACUCUACCUGGAUUAGUUUUUUAACUUUAUUUUCUGUCACAAUUCUUUUGCUGUCCUCUCAGAUACCACUUCUCAGCUAAGUGCUAUUUUUUGUUUAAAUUUAAUUCUGUUUUUUUUCUGUUGUUUGUUCGCUGACGAAGGCUUCCUGCCUACACGUUCGUUGUUUUGUUUUGCAUUCCUUUCUUUCAGGUUUGCCCAUACUUUGCUUUACUCAUUUCCUAUCUAAAUUUAUGAAUGGUUUACUCUGAUUACACGGUGCGGUGAUUUCUCUUAAGGUCUAUUUAGUUUGCUCUAAGAAAAACUUUCUACUAGUAAUUCUAGAUCAGUGGUCCCAAAAUGGCGGUCCGUGGACCUUCACUGGUCCGCAUGCUUAACGCUGCCGGUCCCCAAAACAUAAAUGUUUGUUGUCAAAUAGAAAUAAAAAUAUACAAAUAAAUCAUGCACCGGUCCCUGGUAAAAUUUCGAUACGUGUUCACCGGUCCGCCAAACUUAAAAGUUUGAGAACCACUGUUCUAGUUGAUCCAAUUAUGAUUCGUCGAUUAGCCACCUUGCUCUUGACGUAACCCUUCUUGGUAGACCAUCAAAGAUGCACUAUCUCUCUCUCUCUCUCUUUCUCUCUCUCUCUCUCUCUCUUUCUCUCUCUCUCUCUCUCUCUUUCUCUCUCUCUCUUUCUCCCUCUCUCUCUUUCUCUCUCUCUCUCUCUUUCUCUCUCCCUCUCUCUCUCUCUCUCUCUCUCUCUCUCUCUCUCUCUCUCUCUCUCUCUCUCUCUCUCUCUCUCUCUCUCUCUCUCUCUCUCUCUCUCUCUCUCUCUCUCUCUCUCUCUCUCUCUCUCUCUCUCUCUCACUGAAACGUCAUUGUAACCUUGGAUUUUGACACCAAAAACAUAAUGAACUUUUCACUCCGGUUCUCACAUCAUCCCUUUUCACACAACCUUCCCCGCAGGCUGUGUGGCCUGGUGAUUACAGGGAACGCGCGCGAUCUCUUACCUGGUCAAGUGGAACUGCUUCACUGCUCGCUUGGACGCCCAUCUUUUAAAUGUGCUCGUCUUCUUGGCUAGUUAGUUUUUUUUGGUUUUUUUUAGUUGCUUUUUGUUUUGUUUGUUUUUUUAUAAAUAAAAUAUAUUCAAUAUAUAGUCCUUGAAUAUGGCUAUGAUAAAGGACUUAUUUUGAAGUUUGUGAUUUCCAGGAAAUUGGGUCAGUCGAUACGUUAAUUUAAUGAAACCUAUCUUAACGACAUGAAGCAAUGCCAACGCCAUGACCAUAUGUUACUUUAUGACCCUUUGUGAACGAGCCAAAGCUAUGUCAACGAGAUAAAGCUGUUAGGCUAUGUUCACGAGAUCAAGCUAUGCAAACGAGGUGAAGCUAUGCUAACUAGUAGAUGAAGCUAUGUUAACGAGAUGGCGCUAUACAGAGCCAUCGCUUUUGUCCUUCAACCUCUGCAGCUGUAGGGGGUCUCGGAUAUUUCAGGGACCCGAAGAGCUGAUGUGAAAAUAAUUUUAACUAUCACUUUCGAAUGCUUAGGGCACAUAACAGAAAAGUGGCAGGUGGGGGGAGGGGGGCGUUAAAAGGCAAGUGAUGUCUGUGGCUCUAAAUAUGUGAAUGUUCACGCGGAGUCGGCUAUAGAUAAAUGCAUUCCUUCUUCUCUUUGGGUGAAUACGAUGCUCCGAUCAGUGUUGAUCUAUUGGUGCUUAAAUAAGAUGUUCAGAUCAGUGUUGAUCAAUUGGUGCUUAAAUAAGAUGUUGAGAUCAGUGUUGAUCAAUUGGUGCUUUAAAUAAGAUGUUGAGAUCAGUGUUGAUCAAUUGGUGCUUUAAAUAAGAUGUUGAGAUCAGUGUUGAUCAAUUGGUGCUUUAAAUAAGAUGUUCAGAUCAGUGUUGAUCAGUUGGUGCUUUAAAUAAGAUGUUGAGAUCAGUUUUGAUCAAUUUGUGCUUUGAAUAAGAUGUUCAGGUUAGUGUUGAUCCAUUGGUGUUUUGAAUAAGAUGUUCAGAUUAGUGUUGAUCCAUUGGUGCUUUGAAAAGAUGUUCAGAUCAAUUUUGAUACAUAGGUGCUUUGACUUUGAAUAAGAUGCUCAGAUCAGUUUGGAUCCAUUGGUGGUAUUGACUGAAAAUAAUUCUCAUCGUACAACUUUCAAUAAUUUCUUUUAAAAUCCAUCUUUUGUGUUCAAAUUUAUUGUGUAAUUAGAAAAAAAAAAUACUUUACACGUUCUAUUCAACCCGUGGCCCUCAAUUCGCAUGUAACCCGCGACUGGUUUGAAAUGAGCAGCCAGACCUUCUGACAUUUUUACCAUUUGUGUAAAAAAAAAAGGUAAACUUGUUCGAUUUAUUUAGGGGGGAAAAACGAUAUUCAGUAAUUCGGUAUUGUUUGGGAAAUUGCACGAGAGCACAUGAGAAAUUGUGGCAUUCUAAAAAAUAAAGGGUAUUGCCAAAGGAGAGAGAUGCUUGGCAGGUAGCAGCAAAUUUAUGUUAAGAGUGUCAGCAUAUAAAGAAUGUGGGAACAUGGGGGUUGAAAUGAAAUCUGAUACAUACUUCUCCUCCUUUCUGCUGCUUCCACAGACCUAAAAAGAGGUCGCAGGGGGGUCGUGGUACAGCUACUAACGGCGUGACUAAAGGAGAGAUGAAUUUAGAAACUUGACACGCGGCUACGUGGCUAUCUUAAAAAUGUUCAUGCGCACCAACCGAACUGGUUGAGAGGAAGUAGACAGGUGAGCACCACGUGUUAAAACGACUGGGCUUUACGGGGUGUUAAUGAUAAGACAGGAAUUAACAAGAUGAGAUGUGGGGGCACAAAAGUUUUCGCAAAUGACCGGAGGGGGAAUGUGAACCAGUUGACACGAAAUAGGAUUUCUGUCAAUGUGGUGGCCGUACGUACAUCCGUUAUUUACAAGACGAAACCAUACUAGAACCCGGUAUUGAUUGAGUAUGAUCAAAUCCAGGAUUAGAAAGUAGGAUCAAAGAUGAGUUUGUAGUCAUUGCGAUUCAGUCAUUGGGAAAUUCCGAGAGACAGUAUAAACGAUUUUUGAAAGCAUGUUUAUGCUUUACAAAAAUAAUAAAGCCAAAAUGGCAAGUAAAAAAAAAAAGAUGAAAUUCCCAGAAUAGAACCGUACGACUCUUCAUGGGAACUGGAAGGUUUCAUUUUUUAAUGAAAAGCCCGCGUGUUUGAUAUUGAAAAGCCAGCGUGUUUGAUAUUGAAAAGCCAGCGUGUUUGAUAUUGAAAAGCCAGCGUGUUUGAUAUUGAAAAGCCAGCGUGUUUGAUAUUGAAAAGCCAGCUUGUUUGAUAUGCCAGACGACUCUUUCUGUUAUGAAAAAGGACAAUCUUCAGAGACAACGCAAGUCAGUGCACGCAGAUUUUUCAGAAAAAUAAUCCACUCAGAACAAAGUUAAGAGAUGACAAAGUUAUUUCUUUACAAAAGAAUCGGAAUGGCAGGUGAAAUGUUUUCGUCGGAAUUCGAGUUCAAGUGACCGUCUUACUGAAACACCUUUUAUAUUAGCUGGAUAUUAGCUAAGACGCUAAAACGAUAUUUACAUGAUGAACCUGAUAAAUUUUGUUUUCAAGAAUGAGCAGAUUUAUUAUUUGCUGAAUUUAAACAGAAAAGAGAUUUUUUUUUAAAUCCAAUCUUCAGCUUUCUAUCCAGACUGUAGCAAGACGUGUUUAAAAAAAUGUGCGGGAAUAAUUUCAUAAGUUGCUUCAUGAUUUGAAAAAUGCUAACCGGUUUCAGUCUUGCAUUAGAUGAAUCACGUGAUAUAACUGACAUGGUCCAACGUAUUGUUUGAGUUUGAUUUGACAUGGAGCAUGCAUUUAAAAAAAAAAAAAAUUAUUGGCACUACUGCCAUUUAAAAAUACAUCCCGUAGUUAGGAUGGAUAUGUAGGGCACUGAAGGGAUUUCUGUUAAAGAAUAGUAUCGAUUUGAAGAAGCUUAUUUUGGUUACAACAACAGAUGGUGCUCCAGCAAAAGACGAGAAGGAGAGUUGGCCUGAUUGGUUCUGCUGGUGGCUGCACAACGAUUUUUUUCCAUACAUUCAAGUGUAUAAAUUCGUCCAUUUUACCAGCGAUCUCUUUGCUCAAAGCUGAAAGAUGAUACACUGCUAGUGAAAAUUUGUAAAUUUCAUUCACGCUAAUCCAUUAAAUCACCGGCAGUUUAAGACUUUGGUAGAAGAAUACGAAAGAAAUUUUUUGGAUUUCGUUUUUCAAGUCCGUUGGCUGAACAAAGGGAAAGUGCUGGCAAAAUUCUGAGAUCUAAUAGAAGAAGAUAAACUCUUUGUGAUGUCUAAGGACUAAAGAAAAGGGCGAUUUGUUAAACUUUAUGGAAAUGCAUGUAUUUAUUGUAGGCUAGCAUUUCUCACGGACAUAUCCUAUCUCCUUAAUAAAUUAAUUUUAAAAUUGCAGGGGUGUUUUCAAAUCUUACCAAAGUUGAUGGACAAAAAAUAGUGUUUUCAAAUCUAUGCAGGACUUCUUUAUUACUCAACCGAAACAAUCACAUUUUACUCACUUCACAGCCUUUGCAAAGGCUGCACAAUUGUAAGAAGUGUUAAUAAUUUGAAUAAUUUUCUUAAAAGAGAGACCCUCGGCUUCACGAGAAAACAAAUAUUUUGCCCCAGGAGUCAAAAAAGUUUGACCACACUGCUUUAGAAAGUAGUUCAACAGAAUAAAAAUACUAUGGUUUUGCUAUUCUUGCCCACCAGCAGUUUGUUUCUUUUUCGAUGGACCGGCGGUUUCAUUCUGUUUCUGUGGACCGGCAUUUUAUUAUAAGGCAACACUUCCAUUCUACCCUCCAGGGGUGUGCGGCUUGGUACUGGAGUAAAUUUGAUCAAGCCCCACCGCAAUGGAAAACUAACAACCCUAUUACACCACGGUCCCCGGUGUCCAUUCAUCGUCUCUGUCUGUCCGUGUGAUUGUAGCCCCCCACGGAUACGCUCCGGGGUUACACGGUACUAGGCGGGUCAGAUGUACGAGAAAGGACUAUAGUAGAGAGCACUGUUUUUUUUUGUUUUUUUUUAAAUUAUAUUUCUGAUCCAAAUAAAGAGCGCACAGUAUCAAGAUGCUCAGACGGCCAGUCCUUUUUCCACGCACUCAUCUUUCCAUUUUCUUUCAUCAUCCCGAACCUGCACUCAAAGGUGCUGAUAAAACAUUUAAGAAAAUGUGUGUGAUGUAAUUAUCGGGCUUUUAUUGUGAUAUCCGAAUCAUUUUGAAAAAAAAAAAAAACGCUUUGCUUUGCCACUACGGCUCUUUAAUUUUUCCUUAAUAGCUCGUACCGCAUAGAACUUUUAUCUAAAGCAGUGGUUCUCAAACUUUUUUGUCCACUGCACCCUUCAGGCCAUUAACACAUACCUCCCUUCACCUAGCCUUAACUCAUUGGUUGGCAAACGUAUUAGUGAAAAGCGCCAAAAAUCAGCAGCAGCGUGAUAAAAGAAAAUUUUGAGAUUCAAAUUUCUUGUCAAGAACCAUCUUUUUUUUUGGAGUCAAAACCGAUUUGUGGCCAACUGGCCUGGCCGCACUCAGGUCGUUAAAGAUGCUCAUGCGGCCCUCCAGCCGCGAUGAGCCGAAUACCGCCUUAACCAUUUCAAAUAAUGUUCAAAAUAGUAGUUUUGCACAGGCCUUGAAGGAAAAUUCUUAACUCAUAAAAUAGAAAGGCGCCACUUAUGUUUGAACAGUUUUACAAAAUAAAUUGGAUUAUCUUGACCCCACGACACCACGUCGAAAACUUUUAAAGUAAGAUAAUAAUGAAUCAAGAACUUUAUACAUGGCAUUUCGUUACAGUACCUAAGUUCUGUUCUCUGUUCAAAUGUUCUUCAUUGCUUUGGAUGGGCUUAGUGAAUUGAUCUCAGUUUUUUCAACGCCUGGCUGAAAGACUCUUAGUUCAGUAAUCUGUAGCGAAGUUGAACAGCAACACUUUCCAACCAAUGCGAUAUUGGGAAGGCAGCAAUAAAGCUUCUUAACCACUUUCCACGGUGCAGGAUAACGAUUGGAAAUGUCCUUUUGCAGCCAACACUCUUGGUAAUGGGGCCUGGACUUUGGAUUCAGCUCUAUAUCAUUUUAAAGCUGAAUUGAUUCUCUUCAACUGUCUCGGUAACCGAAAAUGGUUUCAUCAGUCAAUCUUGGAAUAUUAAUCAAAAGUAAAUGCAUUGUCUCUCAGAUAUAUCUUUAUUUAUGAAGCAUAUCCUAAUGAUCACAAAAUGCUUCAAGAUCAUUAUGUAAUAUCCUAUAGUUUUCUCUUCUACUUCGUUAUCUGGUAUCCCACCUUAUACUUCUAGUUCAUUAUCUGGUAUCCCACGUUUCUCAUCUAGUUCAUUAUCUGGCACCCCACCUUUCUCAUCUAGUUCAUUAUCUGGCACCCCACCUUUCUCAUCUAGUUCAUUAUCUGGCACCCCACCUUUCUCAUCUAGUUCAUUAUCUGGCACCCCAUCUUUCUCAUCUAGUUCAUUGUCUGGCACCCCACCUUUCUCAUCUAGUUCAUUAUCUGGCACCCCACCUUUCUCAUCUAGUUCAUUAAUAUAUGCGUGGAACCUGGAUUAACUCAAGACCACCUGUGCACUGAAGGGUGGGGCACUAACCUUAUCUAUGACACUGCUCACGGCGACACAUAUGGCGUUUGAACAGAAUUAAUUAAGAAACAGAUUUGUAGGCAUCAUUGGAUACGUUUUGAUAAGAUUAAUCUUUCAUUUGUACAUGUCAGAGCCUUACACUAUUUUACUCUUUGCUUCUGUGUGUAUGUGUGCGAGUGUGUGUGUGUAUGUGUGUGUGUAUGUGUGCGUGUGUGUGUGCGCUUGUUUGUGCGCGUGUUUGUGCGUGUGUGCAUGCGUGCGUGCUUGAGUGUGUACGUGUGUGUGUGUGUGUAUUUACAUUUGUAUAUUUCGAGGUCUAUAUUUUUUUUUACUUGCUGCAAGUUCAUACAGUUUUUAUUUCUCUAAAUUUGGUUUUGUAAUCUUUAAAGUUUUGGACAUUGAGAGCGCAGACUUCAAUGUUAUUUAACCUUUGAGGUGUUUGGGAGUGGGGGGGGGGGUUUGCACAUUUCUUGGCCCGCCCCUGGUGGCACUAAAACUAGCUAUGCAACUGCUUUAGGUAUACUAGUCACUUUGGCAUCUGCUUGUUGGUUUGUGCUGUCAUAAAUCCAUAACUAAAGAUAUUCCCAAAUGUACAAUUGUAUACAUUCUUUCUUUCUUUUUAUUUCUGAAUUUUUUUACCCUGAAGAUUUUGACAGAAUAGUUUUCAUUACCUUCUUGGGUUUUUAGAAAAAAACUUUCCUUUUGCCCUUUGCCUUCAUCGGUAUCACCACUUUGCUCAGGCUGAACAACACGUGCUGAAGUGUUCUUUCUAACUUAAGUUAAGCUCUCUAUUUUGUCACUUGCAGAUGUGUGUUUUGCUACAUUGUUUCAGCUUUUCUUUAACUUCUAAUCUUGCACAUAGCGACAGCUUUCCAGGCUCCUUUUGAUGCGUACAACGUGGGGUAUUUAAAAAAAAAAUCCUUUACCUAAACUUCACUUUUGUGUCUUGAGGGCAAAAUCUUCGGAUGUCUAAUUGACCCACUUUUCGUCAACCUAUUGAUAUGAAAUUUUGCAAUAGGAUGACAACCCAUUCUUUCAAAUUUACAGCUCUACCCCCAACACCAAACCCAAAAAUCAUUUUUUCAUGUUUCUCCGGGGAAGAUGAAGUAACUAAUAAUAUGAUCAAAUUUAUUUCAUGAAAUAAAAUUCCCGAUAACUGCUCUGAGUGAGAUCAUUUUAAAAAAUAUCGCAAGUGUGUUUGGUGCGUAGUACCUUCUUUUUUUUCUGAAAUAGUUGGUAAAAUCUGCAGUGUAAAAGAGUGUGGGUUAUUAGAACAUUAAUACAGUUCAGGGGUGUAAAAAGAUGUGCCUUUGGGUGGGGGGAGCACUAAUUGGGAUUCUUAAGAAGUGCGUUACUUGUAUGCAUGUUUUGUCAUUCAAACUCAUACAUUCCACUCCCUAAGGGCAGUUUUCAGAUAAGGGACGCUUUCUUUUGUACUAGCCGCAAUGUUGUCUACGACAUCUGUCAGAUGUCGUAUAUUAUUAUUAUUAAGGUGGUUUUAUAUAGCACAGUACCCCAGCCUAGGGUUAGGCUUACAACGCUUCAAAAAAAAAAUUGCAAUGACAGAAAAUUAUACAUUUAAAAACAACAAUGGGUAAAAACCUUUCCUCACCCACCCAUGUACUAUCUUCCCCGAUCUAGCCAUGGACAGCACCCAGCAGCAUCGACCGUUGUUUAUCAGUUAAAGGUGGUGAAAAUGAGUCGGUAUAGUACAGUUUGAAGAGAUGUAUCUUGAUGGCAGUUUUGAAGACUGGGACGGUCGGUACCUUGCGGGUGUUUAACUGGAUAGAAUUCCAUUGUUUUGGGGCACAGAAGGAACAAUAUCGUUCACCAUAUGUUUUAGUGUGUGUUCUGGGAACAGAAAGCGUAAGCAUGUCUGCGGAAGAACGAAGCUUUUGAAUGGGUGAAUAGAGAGAAAGAAAUUCAGUACGAUAGGAAGGGCAGGAAACAGAGACAAAGUUGUAACAGCUUGUAAUCAAUGCGUGCCUGUAUAGGGAGCCAGUGAAGUGAGUGAUGUAGCGGAAUGAUAUGAUCACGUUUCUUUGCCUUUAGAACCAGCCCAGCUGCUGAGUUUUGAACUUUCUGCAGUUUUUGUCUAUGAAAUAUUCUGGUGAACCUGACAGAAGAGAUUUACAAUAGUCAAGACGAGAGAGAACAAGAGCACAGACUAGUGUUCUUAAUGCGCUGACGGUGAGGUAGUAGCGGAUGGAGCUGAUCUGACGGAUAGCAGUGUACGCAGAGCGACAGAUGUGAGAGAUAUGAUCAUUGAGAGACAUGUUGUCAGAAAGAAUGUGACCAAGAUUCCUAGCAGAUGAUGUGAACUCUACAUUGGAGCUACCUACAUGAACUCUACAUUGGAGCUACCUACAUGAAACGAGAUGGGGAGAGAUGAGUUAGAGGAUGAUUUAUGCUUGUGAAUGAGGAGUGCUUCCGUUUUGUGAUCUUUCAGCUUCUACUUGCUGAAAGGUGUUGAUAGCGGAAUUGACAUAGAGGGAUGGGUAUGCUUGUAUAGCAGAUGCAUGUCAUCUGCGAAUGACUGGCUCUUAACAGCAUGCCUUUCGAGCAGCAGGAGGCGUGGCCUUUUAUACAAUGUGUAUAGGACGGGACGACGCCUCUCUGAAAGAUGUACUGAACACCUCCAUAACAUUAAGCAGGAUAAGCAGUGACCCGUCUUUAAACAUUUCAAUAGAAGCUAACACAAGGGUUCAGAGGAUUUUACUAUCAGCGCAAUCGUGUCCUGUACAAACACACCAAAUGGGUUGAAUUGGGAAAACAAGCUGACCCAGAAUUAUAGUAUCUUGACACCACAUGGCAUGAAUGUCAUGUUCUCGUUCACCUGUGAAACCUUUUCUCCGCCACCUCCUCAUUACGACAAAUGGCAAUGAACUUACUUUUCCUCUCUUCUGUCCCAUUUUUGCCAGUAUUUAAUCUCCAAGCCUUAAGUUCUGUCAUCUUCCCUCCGCUGGCGUCUCGGAUACGACAUUACGGCUAAGUGUCAUUUUUAUGUAAUGUUGUUUUUACUGUUGUUUGUUCGCUGAUCAAGACCUCAUACGUUCAUUAUAUUUUUGCUUCCCUUUUUUAAGUUUUUUCCAUUCUUUGCUUCACCCAUUUCCUUACAAGAUUUAUUAGCUGCACUGAUUUUUCCGACAUAUUGUUUUCACAGUUGCUUUCUGGGGUGACAUAGCCUUGAGAGAUGAUGAAUAUAUGGUGACUAAACAGAUGCUCAAAGAUGAGAUGCUCAACAAUAAUGACAGCAGAUCUCUCUUUGAACUACAAGUUGAGGAUCCUGGCAUACACAGGUAGGUGACCCUGCACUGUUUUGCCUCUAUUUCAAUUAAACCGAGGUCAAUUGUUGGGGAAACAGGCAUGAGAACUCGUUAAAUUUUCCCGCAACAGGAAAUACAUAAAUAUUGAGUUGUUUUUUUUCCUUAUCAAAUACGGUGUAGAAAUUAUUUUAAAUCGUCGGUUUACACGUGUAUUUUAAUAUGUAUAAGACGAAUAACAGAACACAGAUUAAAAUAAGACGAAUAAGAGAACACAGAUUAAAAUAAGAUUGCCUACCAAUAAAAUAAGAUUGCCUACCAAUAAAAUAAGAUUGUCUACCAAUAAAAUAAGAUUGCCUACCAAUAAAAUAAGAUUGCCUACCAAUAAAAUAAGAUUUCCUACCAAUAAAAUAAGAUUGCCUACCAAUAAAAUAAGCACCACAUGGGUGGUGAUACAAAAUUGGUCGGAUUGCUAAAUUGUUAAUUACUGAAGACACCACAGUACAUACAAUUUUUAUAAAACCUGAAAAUUUAGGGGGGGGGGGGUGGUGCCCCACCCUGCCCUACUCAAAUGACGCCCUGCCUUCAUACCAGUACCCCAAGGGACAGUCCUGUAGUACUGUACUAUUAAUGAGAACUUGGGAACGGUAAACGAGUAAACGAGUAAGAGAGCUCAAAUAACGGCAAAAAUAAGUUAACCUGUUUGCCUACUCAUAAAAUAAACAAUAAGCCAGCCAGCCACAAAUAAAAGCGAACUUACUAUAAAGCAUUAAAAAUUACCCAAACCAAUUCCUUUGAUUUUCUGUUUAUCUUAAAACCGCCUAAACAGAUCAACCUUAUUCCUCUAGUAAUCUUGUCUCACUUGAGUGCAAUAUAAUUACCAUUUAUGCUUGACUUAUGUUUCAUUUGUUCAACAUUGACACCUAUAAGACAUACAAUAUACACACUAUCCAAGAAAAUAAAAAAAAAUGUAAUAAUAAUUCUGUCCGACUGAGGGAUUGCCGCAAAACGAGAGGCCUAAUGGAGAUUAAUAUUGUAUAUUUUGAGGCUGCCCGUAACACCGUCAAUCCGCUGGCAGCGUGGUUUUCUUCUGGCUGUAAUAGCAGAGAGUCUGGUUUUGUAAACUUGCGAUGCAGGUUGGUUGACAGGCCUUCUAACCAGUUGGACAGACUAAUUGAUUAGUUGUUUGGCCAUGUACUGGCUGAUUGGCCAUGUACUGGCUGAUUGGGACGGCAUCAAUCACGUAUCGUAUUUUCCUCGUUCCGCAUGUGGUUCUUCUUGUUUUACAAGCUGCUCGCCGGAAACAUCUCGCAUGUGCAUAUUUAACUAUCGAGACUUUUAUUCUGCCCCCAGUUUUGACAAUGUUAAGUAAAGUUUGGAAUAAAGACAGUCUCUAUUAGCCUGGGUUUGUUCUCCAAGUUUACUUGCUGGUGUCUUAGAAGCGGAGCGAUUUGGUAGCUGACUGCAUUUGCCCGGUGCACUCUUGCCUCUUUCUCUGUAGCUCUUUUGCCAUUCUCGGGGGAAAAUACUUCCUAGUUAUGACGGAGCAGUUGACCACGCUUGCUAAAUCAAUUUUUGGUGGGUACGGCCUGCUGUAUUGACCUCUGUCUUACUAUUAGCUUUGCUUAUUUUCAUACCAUAAAGUUCGCAUAUAAUUUUCAGGAUAUCAGCAUGAAAAUAAUUCGAAUGUUUAAAAAAUAAUUUAUGAUUAACAAAGAACAGCUUGUAUUGUCAUUUUCAGGACAUAAAUAUAACUGAUGGAGUGGUAGCCAAAUUACGGUUUGUAUUAAUAACUCAGGAAAGAAAAGACCCACUUAAUUAUUAUGGCUCCAAGAUGCCCCUUUAAAAGAUGACAGCCAAGGAUCUUCAAACGCUUGUCAUCUUUUUUGUUUACUUGUAUUCGCGAGGUCCUGUACAUCAGACAAACUAAGAACAGGGGAGACAAUACCAAGUUUUUGUUUUCACCAUUAAAAGAAAUGAUAAUGUCGAAUGCAACGCAUUAUUCAUACAUAAUUGAACGAAGAAAGGGUCUGGACCUACUGCUUUUUUUAUUUAUAUUAAACCCACUUUCCUCUUGCUGUCCUCUCGGAUACUACAUUACAGCUAAUUGUUAUUUUCUAAAUUAAAAUCUUUUUCUUCUUCUAUAUCUUAAGGGCCCACUAUCAAUUUAAUGAUAAUUUUGGCUCCUAUGCAUGUAGAUGGGCUUUGAAAUGUUUCUGUGCCUGGUGUUGAUGAGGAAAUUUCAAUGAUUUCCAGUGCCACUUUGUGAGGGGAAUCAUGCACUAGGGGUUUGAAGGCUUUCAUUUCAAAUGUGUCUAGUGUUGUCGCCUCAACCGUUCCUUUUGAAAGCUUGUUCCAGUCCCUGAUUGUCUUGGGCAGGAAUUAGCAGCUCCUAUACUGGCCUCUUGCUGGUGUGAGCCUGAAUUGCCUGUCAUGGCCUCGUCGCUGUCUAUGGGGGAGAAGGACUAGUUUCUGUUUAAGACUGGAACAGUGGACCAGCCCAUUAUUUAUCUUGUACAUCAUGGAGAGCCUGGAUUGUCGUCGUCGUUCCUCCAAUGGUCACCAGCCUAGUGUUUCCAGCAUGCUGCCAACACUAGAGGUAUUCCUGUAGCGGUUUAGGACAAAGCGUGCUGCUCGUCGCUGGACCGCCUCCAACCUGUCAAUGCUCUUCUGGGUAAAUGGGUCCCAGACUCAAGAUGCAUAAUCUAAAACCGGACGGACAAAGGCUUUAUAUGCUCUUUCUGUUGUCACUAUAAAAUGAGUAAAACAGAGUAGGGUUAAACCUGAAACCUAUAAAUAAGAGAAAAAACCGGGUUGAAAUUACUCGUAAAGCCUUUAGGGACAAUGCGGAGACGUAUGAAGUUGUGAAGGAAAUUGAGAUGUACAUUGUACCUAGUUUUCUUAAAAAGAGUGAAUGCAAGUUCCUUACAGUCUGUGGCUAGGUUCGGUGGAAGUAAGCAAAAGACAGUUAAGAUAAAGGAACGAAGUUGAUUCAUUGUGGUUUUGAAGGAAGGCAUAAUGGAGUAGUGACGGACCAGGGGAAAGGGGAUGUCGCUAAAGCGGAAAAAGUCAGAAGAGUAAUGUAAGAAUGAGAGAAAGUUGAUGAGAGAGAGAUAUCAGAAGGGACGUGCCAAGAGCCUAAAAGGAAAAACGUAAGAAGAAACAAAAGUAAAUAAAAAAUAAUGGGACGGAAACAAACAAGAAGUAGCAGUCAGGUAGAUAAAAAAGGGGUAAUAAGGGGAGAGACUGCAAUCAGGUUAUUACAAAAUAAAAUGAGUAAAAACCUGAUUGCAGUCUCUCCCCUUAUUACCCCUUCUGUUGUCACUGUUGUUUGUUCGAAGGCUUCUUGCCGACAGUUUUGUUUUUUGUUGUUUUUUUGUUGUUUUUUGUUGUUGUUGUUUUAUUUUCUUAAAGGUUUUCCCAUACUUCGUUUCGCCCCUUUCCAUUUUUAUCACAUGAUUGCCGUCUCUCCCCCUUAUUACACAUUAGACAUUAGCUACUUGGUUGAAAAACGUUUAAAUAACUAUUCUUCUUUGGUGUGCAUCGUUCACAAAAUUAAUAUGCCUCAUAUUCAAAUGAAAAUGCUGUGGAAAAAAAAAAAACAGCAUAUCGUAGAAUUUAGAACAGAGGUUCCCAAAAGGGGUCUAUAUUGAUCCCCAGGGGUCGACGACAACUUGCAAGGGGUCCAUGUCAACGAAAAAAAAAAUCAAUAUCAGAUAAGCAGGGGGUCUACCCAAAACCGAAAAAACAUGGCAAGUGGUCUACGAGACAAAAAAUUUUGGGGACCUCUGAUUUAGAAUGACAAUGAACGCAAGUGACGUCGUGUCUUAAAUCUAUUCUCCUAAUGAAUUUUACCGUUUAGCCAUACAUGAUUCUCCCGACCUCCUCACCCACCCCCUUUCCGAUCUGACCCCCAAGGCCCCUUUUGAACCUGUUUACAAAUUGGAACAAAAUAGUUUGCGUUGUGUUGUGAUAUCAACUUCUAUGAUAUCAAAUUUGACGUUCUAGUACAAUGGAAAAUGACGUAAUUUGGUAGUGAAGAAAAUCAUGAAACCUCCCUAGCAGGGGCCUCGGGGGGGAGGGGGGGGGGUUGGGGUGGGGUAAAAAUAGUUUCCAAAUUUUCUAGGGAUAUUGAUUGUAUCAGCCUCACUAUUGUCAAUUUCAAGGUUAAUUGUAAGUUGUCCAUUAAUUCCGGUCUCUUUUGUCGAAAAAUCUUGCUUUUAUAGUAGGGAUAGGGAUACAGGAUAGGGGAGAGAAGACAACCUUUAAGCGAGCCGGUACUUAUUUCUCUAGCAAAUGAUAUUUGGUUAUUCUCCUUGAUGUAUUGUGGGCGAUUUGUUAAAAAAGUCAAGUAUCCACAUUUGAAUGUUGUAAUCUUUCAUCACAGCCAGUGGCAUAACUAGGGAUGGUGUCACCCAUUGACACCCCUAUUCUGAUAGCCCUCUGUUCUGGUGACACCAUGUUCUGGGUGAAAUCUCACUCUUGGCCCACCAGAUCUAGUAUUUAGCUACAAUCUGUCGUGAAACCGACUGAAGCGAGCUCUAUCAAAUUUUCAAUUUUCCAUUUGGUGUGACACCCUGUGAGGGUGUUAGCCGGUACAAACCCUAGUAUUGCUACUGCAUUCAGCGUCUUCCUUUUGCACUUCACUGAGUUUCUAUUAGCCACCUGACACCUAGUUUGACUAGUAACCGAAAUGUUGUUAAACCGAAAAACCGUUGGUUCAAGGGGGAAAUUACAAUAUGAUGAACAAACGCUAUAUAGUUCCAUAAUUGGUAACAAUUCACAGUACAGUACAGAAGCUGAUGGUACGUCCGCCGACAAAUUCGUCAUGUUGGUUGUUUUUUUAUAUGGUAUAAUUUGUUUAAAGGUUUUUGUUUUGAGGAAAAAAGACAAUAUUUGACUUAUAAAAUCCUUUUGAUAAUUAACUACAUUGGUUAUUUAUAUUUUAAAAGUUUCCAUUUGCAAUGAACUUAUAAUGCCCAAAUAUGAGAUCCCCUAAAAUCUCUUAAACUGGAAGUGCUUUCUAUAUCGAUGACCCUAAAAAUAAAUAAUCUUUUAUCAUGUUUCUCUGUUUGAUUACAGUGGCGAUGUCAAGUUUUACAAAACCAGAAAGGAACAAAAAAAACAAUUACAAAGUGACAGAAAUUACCUGAGAAAAGUAUUAAGACAAAAAAUAAUAGACUUAAAAACUCCAUGUGAACUGAAGUAAGUAGACAUAAUCUAAUCAUGGAUACUGCGUACUUAAACUUCAUGAAUAAAUAUAUUUAUAAAAUAUAAUGAAUGCCAAUGAAUGGUUUACAAUGUUAUGCAGGUGUUGAAGCCUGAAACUGAAGCUAAUUAUAAUUAAUGAAAUAUGAGCAUAUAAAUUGUUUCAUAAUAAUGUUUCAUCAACAGUUGUUAUCAAUCCAUAGGCUUGAGUGUGAACAGGAUGGAAAUAGAAAAUAAUCUGAGAAUAUAACUUUUUAUAAAUUCAAUAUUAUAAUUUUGUCCAUGAUAUUGCAAGUUAAGGUCAGGAAUCAGACAUAGAAAAAAAUGCUUUUAAAAUUUGUAAAAUCUUUUACUGUUGUUUCCCAAAUCAUAAAUUCAGGGGAAGCCUCAUAUUAUGUUUAAAGCCUUAAAACAAGAUAUCAUAUCUACUACUGCUUUUAACUCAUAUUAGUCAUAUUGAUUUCAACCAUCAUAUUCUUUUCAGGCCCAAAAAGCAAUGCAGAGAGUAUAAAAACACAUUAAGAGAGGAGAUUAAAAAGGCGAGAACUAAAUGGAGGGAGAUCAAAUUAAAGUUGAGAAUUCUUCGAUAUCAUGAUCGCGACAACAAGAAUUCGACAAAAAAUAGUUUUGUGACUGUAAAGCCAACUUCAAACAGAGCUGAAAAGACUACCUAUGAACAGAAAACUAAGGUUAUCUUUUUUUUUUAAAAAGACUUAUACUUAUGUGAUUAUAUAUAGGCCCUAUUCUGCCACUUUCGAGCUCCCCCACAGAGCCUACUCCCCAGUCUACUCAAUUGUUUUUAUUUUUAGAUUUGUACAUUUUCUGUUCUCUUUCCUAUUCCUAUAUAAACUGAAAUGUGUCAGUAGGCAAUUUUCUCAAUUUUAAAACAAAAUUUUCCCACAAAAAUCAGGUCAUUAUAAAAAAGAUGUCUUGAUUUGAUAUGAUUUUUUUUUUAAAUUGUAUAAUUAAAAUUGGUACUUUACUGUUUUGCUUUUUAACAAACAUUUUUUCAAUGGACAGAAAGUUUUGCUUUAAAUUGUGCAUAAGAAGAUAACUCUACAGAAAGGCAGGUUCAAAACACAAUAAGCUGCUAAUCAACUGAUGCAGAGGGGUUUGGUUGUAAUAGGAAUUUUUGUAGUAGGCUGUGGUGCAGUUGGUUGGGAAAGGUCUCAAUAGAAGCCAAUAUAUGGUAAGAGUCAGGACAGUCAUCAAAAUUACUUUGUCAUGUCAUAUGUUCACUUAAAUAAAAAUUUGAAGAAUUCUCUCAACAAAUUAAAUGUUCUAACUUAUAUAGGCCAACAACAACAAAACAAAAAACUUCAACAUUUUAGCAAUGAGGAUGUUAUAUUUAAUUUUCUUCUAAUACAUGGAGGAGGAAACUGAUUUGUAUUCAUGGCACCUUUUUUUUUUUUUUUUUGCUCCUGAAAUAAAUUUGUGGAGCUUAAAAAAAUCACUAGCAGACCUCAAUUUUAAAACUUUUAAGGUACAGAAAAUAGCUUUUAGUUUAUACGAUAAAGUUAAUUUUUAUUUUUUUUUUUUUUUUUUUUUGCUCCUGAAAUAAAUUUGUGGAGCUUAAAAAAAUCACUAGCAGACCUCAAUUUUAAAACUUGUAAGGUACAGAAAAUAGCUUUUAGUUUAUACGAUAAAGCUAAUUUUUCAUUAAGAACGAGCAAGUUGAGAAGCUUUCAGUUUUCUAAAAAUCCAUCUCAUCAGAAAAUGGCACCUUAUCAUCAUGAAAAAGACAUUAACAGCACACAAAGAUAUUGGAGUAAAAAGCGGAGAGAUCAAUCUAAGACUCAAGCACAUAGAGAAAGAAGGGCUGCAACUGCAAGUAAAGACAGACUUUGGGAUUAUGGUGUCAUACCUUUUAUGAUAGAGGCCAAUUUUUCAGGUAACAUGAUCCAAAUGUUUUAUCAAACUCUUUAUUCAUACUUUCAUUGACUUGUUUUGAAGAGCAGUUCUUAUAAGUUAUAAAAAAUGUUUUGAUCAGGAAAGGAUAUUUAAACUGCUUAUGUAUAUGUUCAAGCAAAGUUAUCAUUUUGAAAUGCUACCUUUUGUUAAGAUUUUUGGUAUAAAAUGUGUUUGUUUUAUAUGAUAUCAGGUGCCAACAAAGUUCUUUUUAAGCAGGCAAUGAGGCACUGGGAAAACUAUACAUGCAUCACAUUUAAAGAAAAGGAGCCAGAAGAUCAGCAUUAUAUACUUUUUACAGAGAGGUCAUGUGGGUAAGUUCUAGUUCUAAUCUUUAAUUUAAAGUAGUCAGAACUAAGGUUGCUACUGUAAGAAAGAUAAUUUACAUUACAAACAUCAAUACAUCAAGUUCAUUAAAUGUGCUUCUAUAUAUAUCAGCCAGAAUAUCCAUUUAUUCCUUGUUUAUCUGUAUCUUUCAUUUUUAAAUUUAAUUCCUCUUUAUUUAUUUAAAAUUCUUUCUUUCUUGCUGUUAAACUAUCUAAAUGACUUUUCUUUCUAGCCUUUAUAUGAAGGAGGCAAAUAAAGAUAUUGCAAAAAAAACAUUGUGAUUUAACAAUGCUGCCUUUCUCAAAUGUGCAAAACUAUGGAAAUGCAUUUUAACAUCUUUUAUGUUUUUUAAACCUAAAACUCUUUAUCAUUUUUAAUAUGUUACAAUGAUAACAUAAAAACACACUAUUUAAAACUAGAUGCUGUUCAUUUGUUGGAAAGAGGGGAAAUGGUGCUCAAGCCAUCUCCAUUGGCAAGAACUGUGACAAGUUUGGCAUUGUUGUGCAUGAACUGGGGCAUGUCAUUGGAUUCUGGCAUGAACACACUAGACCGGACAGAGAUCACCAUGUGCAAAUCAUUUACAAAAAUAUUAUGCCAGGUAAAUCACAAAGUUUAGAAAAAAGAAGAAAAAAAAAUUGCAAAGGGACAAGUGAAGUCAUGCCGCAUAAAUUAUGACAUGAUAAUUUGGUUUCAUUGAAAUAUCAGAAGGUUUGUAUUGAAAAUUUUUCCAUGUUGGCAGUAUUUUUGUUGUUGUCAAUAUUAUUUUUGAUUUACUAUUCAUAUUAAACCAUUAAGGGAUGAACAUAUUGUCAACAAGAUUAAACACAUUUUUCAUAGUUCAAUAGAAAUACAAAAGUGUAACAAAAAUCACACUUCACUUUUCCAACACAAUGAAUAUAUUUAAAUCAUUCUCAAUUACACAGAAACAAAUAACAUCUAUAUAAAAUCGUGUGAUUGAAGAGGUCUGUUCGGCUUCCAUAUACGCAUCACUUAUGGGAUAGGAAAUUCCCUGAUCAAAAAGCAUGUACCAACGUAUGGUAAGCCGAUUGGAUAAUUAUUUUGCUUUUUGCCUUCUUUGACAGCAAUUUAAUUAUUAAUUAUUAUAAUGGUGUCAAUAUUUAAGAAUAAUUUUUCCAGGGUAAAAUAUCCAAAAAUGUUUAAAAAACCAUAUGUAAUAUUUUUUUUUAAAAUUACCUUUUUAAAUGGAUUGAUCAAGAAACAAGUUAUCUAUUCCAAUUUUAAAAAUUAUCUUCAAGAUUAAUACAAUGAAAUAAAUGGGACAUCCAUGCAAUCAGUGUACAAAAUAUCCCUUUUUUUCAUAAAGCUCAAUCCAAUUUGACCCCCUGGUUAAUAAUUUUUUAUUUUUUUUUCCAAUUUAAGAAAGCAUUAUUAAAUUCAUUUUAAAUCUUUUGCCAAAUACACAUUUUUAGACCACCCUUCCCUCCAAACAUUUAUAGAUUUAUACAAAAUUUCAACAUCAGAUGAAACCACUGUCAACUAUUAGAUCUCCACCUAUUAAGGGCUUAAAAUUUAAUGUUACAUAAAUAUAUCAUUUAUAAAAAGCUUCAACAAUUAGGUUGUAUUCAUAAAUGAAGUCAUGCUAGAUUGGCAGAUUCUUAACACCACCCCCCCACACCCCGUCCAUUGUCACAAGUUAUCAUGCAGCAUCACAAAUAGGUGACCCCCCCACCACCGAAGAUGUUUGAUAUCAUUUUUGGUUGGCCCUUAGGCCAAUUUAAUUUUUUAAAUUUUUAUUAUAAAAAUUCACAUUAAAUUUACCCUUUGCUUCCACCCAAAUACAUAAGGAUGAACUUGAAAAAAUAUAUUCUGUUUUAUUUAGUUUAUAUUUUUUACAUGUGAUCACGACUCAAAUCAUUUAUUCUUCUUUUGAUUUAUUCUAAUUUUUUCUUUCUUAAAUUCAACUGCUUGUAAAUUAGAAAACAUCAAUAAUAAUGACAAAAUUAUUUUUAUAGACAUAGAAAAUGCCAUCACAUCAAUGAGCACUUUUAAAUUCACACAAUUGAACAUAUUGGAAGGGAAUGGACCUUUAAACAAAACUCAAAUUCAUAUAGGUAGAUAGUCUACAAUACAAGAUCAUCUUAGUCUAUCACCUUGAGUAACACAAUAUUUUCAGAUAUAUCAAAUUUAAAAAAAAUCAUUUGAUUGUUGAAAUAAUAGAAUAAAGUAUAUAUUUUGUGUAAAAAUAUUAAAUAAACAUUAAAAAUAUAUUUCCUUUCUUGAAAAUUCAAAAGUUUAUGAAAUGUUCCUUUGGGAUUUUCAACAUUUUAUAUUCACUGCGUUUCAAGUCUCAAGAACACAUUUCUUUAUAAAUGUUAAAUUUUUUAAGGAUCUAAAAAAAUAUAUAUUUAUUUAAAUUUUUAAAAUUUAUUAAUUUCUUGCUCUAUAUCUUUAACUUUCACCCUUUUUUUUAAUGUUGUCUACAAUAUUCUACAUUGUCUGAAAGAGGUCAGAAGACUGGAUCUCACACCAUUAAAAAUAAAUUAUUUAUUUACACACAUAGGCCUACCUAACUUGAGGCAUGCAAAAUACUUUAAACUUAUAUACAAUAAAUUCAUUGUGAAAUAAUAUAUAUAAUAUACAUAGUGAGAGAUUGAGAGCAUGCUGAUACGGGGUAGAAAGUUAGACGGAACAAGAAGUAGAUAUAUUUACUUAAUAGAAAGUAACAGGGAAUCCAACUGCUGGCAUUACAAACUAGUCAUAAAAUGUCAACAUACACUUUAAUUUUGGGCCACAAUGUUGGCUUUGGGGUGGCCAGGACAACAAGCAGGUCAUUUGUAUGGCACAGCAGAACAGAUGGAUAUUGCUGACAGCAACUUUGCAGAGGCUAUAAGAGAUGGAUUUAGCUGUGCCUCUCCCUGCAUGAGGAUAAAUAAUUUCAAACAAACAAUUGCAGCAAAUGAUUUUAAUGAUUUUAUUUCAUGGACUAAUAAACUUAAGAGCAGUGGAUGCUUAAAAAUAAUUGAAUCCUCUUAAUUCAUUAUAAAUGUGUUUUGUUUAAUAAAGGGGCGUGCAUUAAGAAUCAUAUAUCAAAUAGCAUUAUCAACUGAUCAAGAAUAUAAAUAAAGCGCCUAAAAUCUGUUGCCCUUUUUAUUGAUACAUUUUGCGAUUCUCUUAAUUUGAGGUAGUUAUCAGUAGCACCUGUCCUCGUUAAAUUUUCACUGAUGUAGGGUGCUUCCAAAAACAUGGUCAAAAUUUUGUUAAAAAAUUUCCAUAGUUGUGGAAAUUCAUGACGUCAUCCAGAAUUUAUUUGGCCAUGUAUUCUUUUGUCUGUUUUUAUUUUUAAAAAAUUAUUUCAAGAAUGUGUCUACUGUGUCUCUCAAUUCCUCCCUGAUUAAUUACAUUAACUGCAAACAAUCACAACAAGUAACCUGCUGUCAACUCUUUGAACGUUGCAUACUGUGAUCUCUGAAUACCAGGUAGUUGUCCCCCAACAUUAUAAAAUGCAGGAUGGUCACACACUCUCCCAUACCUUGCUGGUCUAUCUAUUUAAAUAAUUACGUGCCAUAAACAGUUCACACUGUCCACUAUAGUCAUUCUAUUAUGACACAUUUAGUACCCCAGCUCCCAUCUCAAUUACUCUGACCUGAAGACUUUUCUGGCAGUAGUUAACAUGCUACGCUCACCUAUCUAUUUCACCUAACUUGGUCCUGUUGGGGUGGGGGGGCAUGAAAUUAUUAAAAUGAUCAAAAAGCUACACAUCAAAUUACUUAUGGUUUCUCUAUUCAUCUUCCCCAAUGCCGUAAGUAAUUAUACCCGAUACCCCAUGAUGCCUCCCAUGUACAAAACAGAAAGAAGGAGAAGAUAGUAUCCAAUUUAGUCAACCAAGUUCUCAAAUAGUUGCUUUUCUGAUGGGCUUAACAUAAAUUAAUGCUUCCUGUCAAACCAUUUGACCCUUUAGCUUUCGUGACCUCCCCCUUUUACAUGUUAAAACUUCUCAUGUGCUCUCGUGUCAUUUCCCAACAAUACUAAAUCAAAUAAUGUACUUUGAAACUGUUAUCAACCUUAAAUCCUUUAAUUUUUACACACAUCAUAAGAAUUUCUCCAGCUAUGGUGACCAGUUAAAAUCAGCUCAUGGGCAGCAUGCAACCCGUGGGCUGUGGGGUUGGACAGCACUGGCCUAGAGGGUACAAAACAUUUAGAGAUUUAAAUUAUUAGAAAUCCAAAAUGGGACCAAAAAACCUGUUAAUAUGCAGGGGUAUAAUUGAUUAAGAUGAAAGUCUAUACAUAGCAUAUGCACUAGAGCUACAACACUCACAGAACUAAACAAAUAAAAGUUUCAAUAGUUUUACAUAGAUUUAUUGUUAAUUUUUUCCUCUGCAGGUCAAGAAUACAACUUCAAUAAACUGACAAGUGCAGAUGUUAACUCCUUAGGGGAGACUUAUGAUUUUGGGAGGUAUUUUUUAAAAUAAUAAAUAUACCUCUUAUGUUCACAGCAGUAUUCUUUUUUAAAACUUGAAAUUAAAAAAAAAAAGAUUUAAUGUAGACCUAUAUACUUUCAUGUCAAGGUAUAUUAAUUUAUUUUUAAUAACUAAAUUCUAUCCCCACAAAAUUUUGUGACUCAUGAAAAAUCAGUAAGGUCCCUCUGUUAGUAACUAACAUGGAUACAAUUAAGAAAUAAAUGUUAUUUUGAGAGGUAAAUGCUAAUUAUAACAAAAUCUGAAUGAUUAUUUCACUGUUACUAUAUUUUUAAAAAAAAUGAUUUCUACUUCUUUUAUGGGAUGAUUAAGACCAGUGAAGAGAUUUUAAUGAUUUGAUUUUAUGGACUAAUAAACUUAAUUUCUAGAGAUUCUUUUGGACAAAUCAAAAUCACACUUUUAAUGUAAUGAAGCUAGGUAGUCAUAGCAAGUAUUUUAUUAUUUUAAAGUGUUUUUUUUCUGCUGGGGAUUAUUAAUUAAUUACACAUAUAUCUACAGUAUCAUGCAUUAUGCACGAAAUACUUUUGCCCGGAACACUUACCUAGACACCAUCCUGCCACAGAGAAAACCAGGAGUUGUUGUGAGGCCAGAGAUUGGACAGCGUGUUAGACUUAGCCCUGGAGACAUUAGGCAAGCCAACAAGCUCUAUAGAUGUCCGAGUAAGUAAAUUGUCAAUGUAAUUUUUCAUGUUUAACUUUUCAGAGACUCCAAAGAAAUGUUACAAGUAGUUACAAAUUUAUCAAUUUAUUGGGGUCUUUAUAAUGAGAAUCAUUAAAAAACAACAAUUGAUUAUUAAUAACACCAUUUUUUUUUAAAGCUAAAAAACACUAUUGUUUAUCCAAAUAUUUUGUUUGGAAACAAAAUAUUCUAAUGUGUCUUUGACUUUACACUAGCAAAGUACUGGCCAUUGUGUUUUGAACUUUUCCAAUACAAAAUAAAUCAGUAUAUAUAUUUGAUUUGAGACAUAUCUAUAAGAGUUAUUGGUGAAAUUACAUUUAUUGGUCGAUGAAACUAGUAUGAGUAUACACAUGCUGUUGUCGAGGGCUUUUAAUUAUAGAUAAAAAAACAACAUCAUAUCAAAGAAUUCUCUUUCAUAUGUACAUAUAUGUAAUUGAAAAGAAGUCUACAACCAAUUUCAUAAGAAUGAAACAAACCUAUUUAUUAAAAUUAAAUUUACAAGAAUUCAUAGAAAUCAAAACCUUUCAAGCAUGAAAAGUCAAAGUUUGCUGGAAUGGGAUAUAUCAAACUUUACCUAUAAAUUUGAAAGCUUGGUUCUAAUGAUCAUGGAUUAUUGGCCUCUCAUAAUAACCUGACAUUUAUCAUCAUUACAUAUUGUUUUGUUGUAGAUAGAUAUGUUCUGAUCUGUUACAAGACAAAAAUGGAGUCUCCUCUCCUUGCCUUCAAAGGUUUGAGGGAGGGGGUGGGGAGAGGAUGUGGACUUCACUGCUGUACAUUGUGGAAUGAACUUUCCAGCUGGAUGUUGUGGAAUGAGCUUUCCAUCUGUAUGUUGUAGAAUGAACUUUUCAGCUGUGCGUUGUGGAAUGAACUUUCCAUCUGUACGUUGUGGGAUUCAUAUAUAUAUAUAUAUAUAUAUAUAUAUGUAUGGCAUCUUUCCGUCUGCGGGAGACGAUAGAUUAUCUUUAUUGCUUGCAGCUCUUGGUGUGGCUGGUGAGACCAAUCCUCGAAUGGCAGUCUCUGUUACAUUUCCCACACACAAAUGCGUUGGAGCAGUAUUUACCGGCCUUCCUCCUUGCUCUUUUGCAGCUGUUUCCGCCCUGUUUUGAUCCAUCUGUAUGUUGUAGAAUGAACUUUUCAGCUGUGCGUUGUGGAAUGAACUUUCCAUCUGUACGUUGUGGAAGUCAUAUAUAUAUAUAUAUAUGUAUAUAUAUAUAUAUAUAUUUAUAUAAGAAUAUAUAUACUAGGCAAAACACAUUGAUCAUACUUAUUAAUUUUUUUUGUAAGGUGGAUCAGAGAUUGACAUGACUAAUGCAAUAUAAUCUAAAGUUAUAGUAUUAAAACGUAUUAAAAUAAAACAGUAACAUUAAUGGCUCAAAACUCAACAGGUUAAUUUGCCAGCUGAUCUUCUCUCAUGAAGGAUUCACAAGUAGUACAAUGUGUUCCAUGUGCCUGUUAGGAAUGGAAAAGGAUGAAACUGCCUUCCACCAUGGCUUAUAUCUACGAUGGGGGGAAGCUAUCAUAGACUGAUCUCAAUCAUGAGGGUGAUCCAGACCAAUGAAUUAAUUGGCGCAAGAAGGAUCAAAAUUCAAUGAGUUUAACUCAUUCAAGGCAUUGAGGGGUGUGGGGAGGGGGGGGGGGAGUUACUGUGAUACAAUGGUGACAUUGUUGAACGCACUAUGAGAGCUAGGCAAAAGACAACAAUAAAAAAAAAGUAAAAUAACUCAUACUAAAAAAGGUUUGGUGUACAUUCUAGCAAGGUGUGUUUACUACAUCACUGGUAUAUAAAAUAUGAGGAUACAGCAUGAUUUCAUCACAGAGAAGUAUAUAAAAGACUGAUCUCAAUCAUGAGGGUGAUCCAGACCAAUGAAUUAAUUGGCGCAAGAAGGAUCAAAAUUCAAUGAGUUUAACUCAUUCAAGGCAUUGAGGGGUGUGGGGAGGGGGGGGGGAGUUACUGUGAUACAAUGGUGACAUUGUUGAACGCACUAUGAGAGCUAGGCAAAAGACAACAAUAAAAAAAAAAGUAAAAUAACUCAUACUAAAAAAGGUUUGGUGUACAUUCUAGCAAGGUGUGUUUACUACAUCACUGGUAUAUAAAAUAUGAGGAUACAGCCUGAUUUCAUCACAGAGAAGUAUAUAAAGCUUAAUAAAAUUGUAAAAAAAGGAUUGAUCCAUAAACAUUUUUAAAUAAAAUAUUCCUACUUCCUUUACACAGCUUGUGGACGAACUCUUCAAGAGGCUAUAGACAGUUUUGGUCACACUCCAAAGGCAGGCACACCAGAGCUGUGCCAAUGGCGCAUUUCAGCCACUCAUGGAGAAAAGAUUGUCUUGAAUAUAUCACGUCUUGACAUACCUAAAUCCUACAACUGUGAAACGGAUUACCUUGAAGUUAGAGAUGGCCACUACAUUAAAUCUCCACUUUUAGGUAAGGGGAGAAUGCAUCUUUGAUUGCUCGAAAAGUCAUCCUUAUUACAUGUCACUGUGGUUUGGCUAGCUCGUUCAGGAACUUUCAAUCUUUUUUUGAAUAGGGAACCAUUUUUAUAUAUUAUGUUAGCAAAGAAUUCAUUUUGAGAGCAGCAUGAUUGUUAAAGUUAAAGAUUAGUUUUUAUAAAACAAAAGAACAAUUUAAUGGAAACAAUUGAAUAUGUAAUAAUACUCUUUUGUGUCUUUUUUUCUGUCUUAGAAAAUAUUAUUAUUGAAACUUCCUUUUAAUUGACCUGUCUUCAUUUUAAGCCUAAACAUUUCUUGUUCCACCAUUAUUUAUGAGAGGUCCAAAGCCACAAACUGAUUUUUUUCCCCUACAAUCAUUUUGCUUAUUUAAAAUUACAUAAUAGCUCAUCACCGUCUAGUACUAGUAUUAUGCUUAUCAAGGACCAUAAUUUUAACAUUUACAAAACAUGCAUUUCAGCUGAAACUUUUGUUGUUUCAUUUGUUAUUCACGCUUUUAAGUCAUACAGUAGGGCCUACUUAUAUUUACCUAUAUGUUGUUUAUCAUUAGAGGUUUUAGAGUGUUUUUGUUAAUGGUCUUAAUUUAAGUCCCAAAUGUACAACUUCUACUUUUCCAUUCAAAAAACUUGAUGAAAGGUAAAUUACAAUCAGCCUAAUGAUGGUGAAGCUUUUGUAAGUAAUAAUAGUUAAUAAAAUUUUCCAAAUUUUAAUUUAUGACAUAGUUUGUGAUGGUCUAUUUUCUUUUCGUUUAGGUAGAUUCUGUGGUGACCAGUUGCCAGAAAUAAUAAUCUCAACAGGAACUCGCAUGUGGAUAGAACAUAGAUCAAGGAAUGGAGGUGGUCAGGGUUUUUCUGCUUCCUAUGAAGGUGUGAUAAUAAUAGUAAUCAAAGUUACAAUUGAUUAUGUUUUUAGAAAUUGUUGAUAUUUUUAAAAAGCCAUUUGUUAACCUUUAUACAAAUUUUGUGUGCAAAACAUCAAAGAUUUUCUACUAAAUCCCCUGAAUUGAAUCCUUCACCUUUUCAAGGCACACACACACGUGCACACCCCCCCCCCCUUUUUUUUCCACUUGCCAUGAAAUAACACAGGGAAUUGUAAUUUCUCCUGUGAAAAAAAAUCCAAAGACUUUUCAAUUUUUAAAAAGCCAUUUUUUAACCUUUAUAAAAAUUUUGUGUGCAAAACAUCAAAGAUUUUCUACUAAAUCCCCUGAAUUUAAUCCCUCACCUUUUCAAGGCCCACACCCCCGUGCACACCCCCCCCCCCUUUUUUUUCCACUUGCCAUGAAAUAACACAGAGAAUUGUAAUUUCUCCUGUGAAAAAAAAUCCAAAGACUUUUCAUAUUUUUAAUAUUACAAAAAAAGUUAUAUACCUUUUUAAAUGUGCAUAUUUCUUUUAAAAUUUAUAUUUUAAAUUAAAAAAAUAUAUAAGGAUAAAUAUAUCUUAAUAUAAAUUUUGUACAAAAUUAUUAGAUUUAAAAGAAAUUUCUAAAAAGCAUCAGUAAAACACAAAAAGAAAUUAAUCAAGGGCAAAUCCAAGUCAUCUUUUGAUUUAAAUUUUCCAACUAAGUGUUUCCUGUCCCUGAUUACUAGAACCAAAAUUGGCUCUAAAUGUUUAAAUUUUUUAAUAAAUAACAGGUCAGCUGAUUACUAGAUAUUGUGAUGUGUAAACAGGAUGCUCAAAAUUAUGUUUGAAAUAUAUUUUGACCAGCAAUUUGUGGAGGGGAAAUAACUAAAGAGGAAGGUUUCCUGACAAGCCCAAAUUACCCAGAUGAUUACAGGCCACAAAAAGUUUGUGUAUGGAAGAUAACAGUUGGAGCAGAAUUUACUGUGGCGCUGAAAUUCCAAUCCUUUGAGGUGAGAUUAUUUCAUUAAUUUCAGAAGUAUGUUAAUUAUAUAGAGUGCUAUAUCAUCAAUAAUAGCUGUUUAGAAAAAUCAAAUUUUCUUAAUUUUUUUUUGCCCACAGAUAGAGAAUCAUGAUGACUGUGUGUAUGACUAUCUUGAGGUCAGAGAUGGUUUCACAGAAAAUUCACCAUUGAUUGGCAAUUACUGUGGCUACAAGAUUCCAGAAGACAUAAAAUCUACUGGUCGCUAUUUGUAUGUUAAAUUUGUUAGUGACAGUUCAGUUCAAAAGCCUGGUUUUUCUGCAGCAUUCAUGAAAGGUAGGUUUCCGUGAACCAUUGACAUCACUAGGAAGAUACAAAACAUUGCCAGAAUAUAUAAAUCAUAGUUGGAGAAAUCUUGCAAGGAGGAAAGAAAUAUCACAGCCACUGAAAAUAACCCUAACCAUUUGUAAUCAAGAUUCCACACAUUUACUGCACAUAAAAAGAUUAAAAUAAUAAAAUAUAUUGUAUGUUAAGUACUAACAACAAUGCAUUUCAAGGAGGUCAGCCAAUACAGUAAGAUUGUUGCCAUGGUUUUAAAAUUACUGUUGGCACACAUUCUUUGACGUAAAUAGAACAUGAAAUUCUAUUUUAAAUAUUAGGCCUAAUGAACCUUUUUUUAAUUAGGAGAUAAUUUAGGAUUGGGAAAUCAGUGUUAUGAGAGAGUCCAAUUUGAUAAUAUAAUUGUUUAAAAAAUCAACCUUAUUAAACAUUUAGAAUUUUUUCCUUUCUUUUGACCUUGCUGUAACUAUAAGAGUAUGAUGAAUGCAGCAGUGAUGACCAUGGAUGUGACCACGAAUGUGUCAACACUCUUGGAAGUUACCGCUGUUCAUGCAGGAUAGGUUAUGAGCUACAUUCUGAUGGGAAAAGAUGUGAAGGUAGGAUAUCGUUAGGAACUACGGGACUGAUAAAAAUGCUGUGGAUCUUUUGAAAAUAUACACUCUUAGUUUCAUUUUGUUUAGACAUAUUUGGAGAUUUUAUUGUGCCCACUUUGCAAUUCUUUCUAUUGAAAACCCUUUUUGAAGAAAAAAAAAGAAAAAAUCCAACCACAUUGAAAAGACAAACCACAGUGAGAGAUAUGAUACUCUUAUUUAUGUUAGUUUUUUAAGCCGUUAAAGCAUAAUGAUAUAAUGGUAGGCUAAUUAUUUACAAUAAACUUCAUGCUUAAAGUACACAUUUUUUAUCAUUUUUUCCCUUCAGAUGCCUGUGGUGGUUACAUUGAUGCUGAGAAUGGGACAAUAACCUCCCCAUCUUACCCUAAUUUGUAUCCAUCCAAUAAGAACUGUGUAUGGGAAAUAGUUGCUCCAAGUGACUACAAAAUAAACAUCAAUUUCACACACUUUGAUCUAGAAGGGCAUAAUGUAAGAAAGGCGGAUAUAAUUUUUUUUUAAAUAGUCACAGGAAAUUCUUUAUCCAAGAGCACACCAGGCCUACUCUUUGUUAAGAUUAUUUUCAAUAUUGUGUAUCAAUUUUUUUCCUUUUUAUUGUGUAUUUAUUUUUUAAAUAUCUUCAAACAGAAGUACAUCUGUUAAGCAUCCAUUGUCUCUAUUUCUUUAAUAAGUUUUUACUUAUGAAAUCAUACAGAGAAUGGCCUCUUCUCUUUAUUUUAUGAUCAAUCAGAUGAUAUAUUUUUUUUUAAAUUGAAUAAUAAUUUUUUUACAAUUUUAAAAAUCUGUUUGCUUUUUGUCAUUACAGCAAGAUUGUGAAUACGAUUCUGUUCGUGUGAGUAGUGGUGGUGUGGGGAGUGAACUGAAGCUUCUAGGAAUAUUCUGUGGAUACACAUUUCCAGCUCCUGUUACCUCUGAGAAAAACAGUCUCAGGAUUGAGUUUAAUUCUGACAAUUCUGUGCAGAAAACAGGAUUUACUGCAACAUUCAUGACAGGUAUUAUUAUAAUUGCAUUUGUUAGAUUAUUCAUUUUUAGUAAUAUUAGUAUUAUUCAUUGCUCUUUGAAUGGAGCUUGCAAGGUGGCACAAUUGCUAUCCCCUGGGUUCUAUUUUUACAAUACAAAAUUCCGUGAGUGAUUUUGCAAAGUUUUGUAAGGCACAUGGUGGCAUUAAUAUUUAAUCAUUUCAUUUAUUAAUUUAACUAUUUUCUACUAUCAAUGAAACAAUCUCUCUUUUUAAAAUUAACCAUAAAAUUUGUUUUUAAUGUAUUUUGAAACAGCAGCACAGUUUAAAUAUGUUCCCUUUUAUUUUAUUUACCCCUUAACAUAAUGAAUAAAUAUUGAAAUAGCAUUUUAAUAGUAGUUUUAUUGUUAAUAGAGAACUUUAUUGUUUGUUAAAUUUGAAACAGCUAGCUGAUUGUGUCAAUACAUAAUGUCAACAUCAUCUCUCUUGCAAAUCUUUCAUUCCAUUACCUGUGUGGACAGAAGUUUUAAUUCUAGUAUUAAAUUAAAAUAGGUUGUAAAGAGAAUAUUAAAUUAUUAUUUUUAUUUUUAAAAUUAGAAACCUUAAAAUUUCUUCUUUUUCAAGAAAUAUUAAUGUUUAAAAUAUAUUCCUAUCAAAGUCUCAAACUAAUUUUUCUUUUCAGACAAAGAUGAAUGUACAGUUGACAAUGGUGGAUGCCAACACAUUUGUAAGAAUACUGUAGGAAGCUACCAAUGUGCUUGCCACAAUGGCUUUACUCUACAUGAUGAUUUGCAUGGAUGUAAAGAAGGUAAAAAUAUAAAUGCUGGAAACGAUAUAGAAUUAAAAGUAAGAUAUUAAUUAAAACCAGCUCUCUUAACAAUUAUUUGGAAACACGCAACUGUAUUCAUUUCAAGAAAAAAAAUAAAAAUGCGACAACUUUCUGUGAUAUUCCCCCUCUGAUUUAUGUGCUUCAGGUGGCUGUCAGUUUGAGAUCAGGGUUCACUAUGGGGUAGUGUCAAGUCCCAACUAUCCUGAUUAUUAUCCAAGCAGGAAAGACUGUGUUUGGCAUUUCACCACAGUGCCAGGACACAGAAUAAGACUUAGGUUCAGAGUUUUUGAGCUAGAGCCACAUCAGGUAAGAGUAACAGCAUAAACAAUCUUUCUAAACAGUAUUGUAAUUUUCCUUUGAGCUAUGGCUCUAACAGAGAUAAAGAUUUGAAAAGGGAAGAAAAAAACAUUAACUGAACAUUUUCAUAAUAAAAUUCUUCAUUGAUUUUUAAUUUUAUUAUUUGUACCUGUGUUUUUAUGGUUAUCAAAAAUUGGUACAAAACCAAUCUAUAAGAAGAAAUGUUGUAGAAGUUUGUUGCAAUAGAAGUGAGUUCAAAUGGAAGUUAAUUUGAACUGAAGUUUGUUUGAAAUGAAUUUGAUCAAUGGAAAUUAGUUCCAAUGGAAAUUCUUUCUUAUAUUUAUCUUCUAUCACCAAUUUAGCUAUGCAUCUAUCUAAUUUUUGUUUUCUUUAUAGGAAUGUACAUAUGAUCAUGUGGUUGUUUUUGAUGGAGAUGACAGUAAUUCCCGCUCAAUGGGGAAGUAUUGUGGUGCUAUAGUUCCAGAGCCAGUUACCUCCAGUGGAAAUAGAAUGUUCAUGCUUUUCUUCUCUGAUGCUUCAGUUCAGAGGAAAGGCUUUGAGGCUGAGCAUGACACAGGUCAUUACUUAAAUUUGUUGUUCUUGUGUAAAAAUUUAAAAUAAGAAUAAGGGACUUUUUUGGAUUAAGGGUUAAACAAGUUUCUAUUCAACAAGGGCUAAAUUGCCCCCAGGGUUAAACAUAAAUUAUAUUUUAUAUAUCCUAGGUGUUCACAUAUAUAAUCUUUUAUAUACCCUCAAAGUGGCAACAUUUUCAAUCUUUUACUAUAUACCCCAGGGUGGUCAAAUAUUUAUUCUUUUAUAAACCCCAGGGUGAUCAAAUAUUUUUUUUUUAUAUAGCCCUAGGGUGGCAACAUAUUUAACUCACAAACUGUGGCAUAGAUCAUUCUGUAGUGUGCAAACUUUCCAGAGCUUUUUGAGUGCCUUUUGAAAUAGCAUAAAAUUACAUAGAAAUAUUGAUACAAGAUCCCAAUAAGUAUAUAUUUUUUGUAAGUUAAAUGAAUGGGAAUAAAGUUGGCUAUAUUGCCCACCCCGUAAAACAAAAUUUGUUGAGUGUCCUUGACCUUGGAGUGCUCAAGAAAGAAAAAUUAACAAAAUGUCUUGCUUUCAAGUGCUCGUAAUUGUCAUAACAUCAUUUUAUAGAUUCCAUUAAAAUACUAUUAUAAAUGUUGUAGCAAAAUCAUUUAUCUUUCAGAAAAUUUAUAGUUUGCUAUGAUUUUGAUUACAAUAAAACCUCUGAUAGCAAUUUAAGUAAUUUUAGUUAAUUUAUUACUGAAAAAAUAAGGAACUGGACCACAGCUAUAACCAAGUAUAUCAUACAAAAUCUCAGGCAAAGAAAGUUAUUAUUGACAAGUAAACAUUUAAAAAGGAGCCGUGGAGCUGAUUUGGGUUGUCUAACCUGUUAGUUCUCAUCUAUAAUCUGUAGCUUAUGUGACUAAAAUUCAAUCAGUCCUUGCCCAACCUCUGGGCCUGGCUUGAAGUUUAACAGUAGGUCUACUUCAGUACCACUAGGACUGGUAUCAGAUUCACUAGAAGAAGAAUUUGAACUUAGAUCAUCAUGGGGAUGUUAAAAUCAUCAUCAUUAUCAAUGAAAUCCUCUCCUAAAAAGCUUUGAAAAAUAUUUCUAUUAGUUCUUGUACUGAAGGCCAAGCCAUGGCUUCAUCUAUUUUAGCUUUACAAUAAGUACUUUUUAAUUGGAGUUAUAUCGCUGUUUUUUUAAAAAGUACUUAUUGUAAAGUUAUCAACAAAGAGCUUGCCCCGGAAGAUGAUUUAAUUAUUAAUAAAAGGAAGUGGCUAUAAUUCCGGUUGGAUUGAAAGUUGCCAACUGACCGUGUUUUUUAUCUGCCGAUUUUUUCCGCUGACCACAGUUUGUGGGUGAAUCUCUUAUACUUAUAAACCAUAAUGCUGGUCAUAUUUAAUCCUUAAAGACAGGCCUGCACAACUCAAAAAUGUAAGGCAGCUGUAAUACUGUAAAAAAAGGGGGAAGGCUAUUAAGAAAAUAAUAAUAGCAAAGAAUGUUUUGUAACUUCGCACCCCGCAAAGGGGGUGCUGGUGGGCCAUAUGUUGUGCAGGUCUGCUUUAAGACAUAGUACUAUCAGCAAACAAUAGAUGAGGGUACAUCAACUUACAUUAAUUGUACUGCUCAACCUCAAUUGUCUAAAGAACAUUAUGAGAACAUGGCUUCAACUAUUAUAUUUGUGAUACCAAGAUAUGUUUUCGUUCAAAAUUAAAAAAAUUCUUACCACAUUGAUUCUGAUGCAGAUCUAUGGCUAUCCAUAGUCUCUCCCAAUUAUGUACGUCUUUACUUUAAAAUAAGCAGCUUUCUGAUUUUUUGGUGUCAAUACUGAUUACAGAUUUUCAAUUUUUAUAACCUUACUAUUUAUUUUGUAGUGUGUGGGGCACAUUUACUAGCUACUUCUUCACCACAAGAUAUUGUUUCUCAUGCUCGCUUUGGAGAUCACAAUUACGAUAAUAGGGAGGAUUGUGAAUGGAAGUUACAGGCUAAGGAAGGUCAUCGCAUACAACUUAGAUUUAAUGUCUUUGAUCUAGAGGAAGAAGCAGAAUGUGGGUAAGUAGGAAUAUGAUUUAUAUAAGUAUUUCAAGCAGGAAAGUGAUCACGACAUGUACCUUUUUUGUCAUGUGUUCAAAUAGUAAAUUAAGCUUUUUUGUAUGACUAGGAGUUUUUAAGGAAAUUUUAAUGUAAAAAAUGGAACAUUUGAUUCAAGAGGAUAAGUUGACUUUUUUGUAUACAGAUGAUUAGAAUACCAAUUUAUUACCAUACAUUUCUUGAAAAGCAUCUGUUAACAGCGGGGAAAUUAAUAUAUUAAACUUUUUACCUAGACCAGUGUUUUCAACCUUCCUAAUGCCUUGACCCUUUAACACAAUUCCUCGUGUUGCAGCGACCCUUAACCAUAAAACUAUUUUGGUUGUUACUUCAUAACUGUAAAGUAUGUGUGUUUUCCGGCGGCCUUAGGCAACCCCUGGGGAAGGGUCAUACGACCCGCAAAGGGUUUGCGACCCACAGAUUGAAAGAUGCAUACUUAAGUAGUUUGAUAAAUAAAUUAAGUAUGCUAUGUUUCCUAUUAAAUAAAUUAAACAGUGUUCAGAAAUAUUUGUGAGUAAAAGUGUACACAAGGAGUUGUUUAGUAUGACUCAAAAUGAUUGAAAUUAAAAGUAUCACAUUAGAGUCAAAUCUCUUUCCAAUAUUAUAGAAGAAGUUAAAUUAUAUGGUCUCUACAAAAAAUGUCAUUUUUAGAAAUAUCAGAGUUAGUAAAUUUAUUUGGUUUUGUAAAUUCUUGAAUUAUUCUCAGGUAAUGCUUUAAUGUUAUUUUCAAGGUAUGAUGCUGUGACAGUCUUUGAUGGCCCUCAAGAUUCUUCCAAUGUUAUUGGUGAAUUCUGUGGAAGUGAGGUAAACAUCAAACAUUUUAUAGAUCAUUGAAACAUUUAGUGUUUGCUUUUAAGAAUGGUAUCACAACAAAUAGUUAAUACACAGAGUCAAUUUUAGUCAAUCCAACAUUAGAAAAUCUUUUCCAGAAUUAUUACAUUUUGCCAAAAUGCUAUGCCAACCAAAAAAAAUGAACAUUUUAAACAAAAUAAUUAAUGAAAAUACUGUCAUUACUGAAUAAUUAUACAAGUCAAAUACCAAAUCAUAUAAACAAAAUUUUAAGAUUUGUAAUUGGCAAAAACUGAAAAAAAAAAGUCAUUUUAAAAAAUGUAAAAAAGAAAAGGAAUUGAAAUAAUACAUUAAAAUUUAUAAUUUGAACUGAAAUGUGCAUAUGGUGUGUAAAAGUAAAAAACUGAUGUUUUCUAUUAUGGAUUAACAACAUUAACUUAAUUAAAGCUGAUUCAUGGUUGUUAGACAUAAAAGAAAAUAAACUUCCUUAAAUGUGUGUUACCCCCCAAAAAAAAACAUUAGUUGAUAUCUACAUUUUUUUAUAUAUUGACCUUAAUUGUUAGUUAUUUAUUAUUUUCGUAUAUUAUUUUGUGUAUUUUUCUUCUAGGUCCCAGAUCCAAUCCUCUCAACUUCAGAAUAUCUCUUGAUUCGUUUCCGCUCUGAUGACACCAUCAACUGGAAAGGUUUUUCCGCCACCUACCAGCUAGCCAAUCCACCACCUGAUUAUGAAGAAGAGAAAGACAUAUACGAUCUAGAAGUUGAAUUUGAUUGACAUGCUUUGAAUUUAUUUAUAAUCAAUGCAAAAUAUGUGAUAAAGAAUCAUAUUAUCUAAAUAUUUUACCUAUUUACUGGUAAAAGUUUGUGAAAUAAAUAUAAUUAUUCAUAUGGUAUGAUUUUGAUCUAUGCCUACUGCCUAGUCCAAAAUCAUAGAAAUUUUAUCUUUGCUUAUACUCACAUUUAGCAGUUCAACUAACAUUAAAUGCCUUUAUUAAAUCUCAAUUCUCCUUAAAAUCUUUUUAAAAAAUUCAUUCAUUCAGUUACCAACAUCCUUAAAAAAACACAUUCAUUUGUCUAAUGUGUGUUAAAAAAAUAUUUAUCACACCAUUCAUAAUUAUAUUUUUUUAUGCAAAGACUUGCACAAAAUGAAAUGCCUUCAGAAAUUUAUGUAGAUUAAGUAGACAUCGCUUAAUGUUUUGUAAGUAUAAGGAAUCAACAAAAUAACACAAUAAAAAUUGUUGAAAUGUGUUCAAUUGAAGGAAAUUGUUUUUAAUGGUAUGAUGUAGCAAAGAAAAAAAAAUUAAAUGCAGUGCCAACAGGCAUGGUCUGCUUAUUGAUAAUAUUGUAAUUAUGUAAUAGAAAGGAUUUAUGUCCAGCUGUCCUUUGAAUUGAUAGAAUUCUAUUUCAUUUAUGAAAUAAAAAUAAAAAACCUUACAAGUCAAACUGAAGAGAUUAGUUAUGUAUUAUUUAUCUUUCACUUCUUUUGGUAGGCUUAAAUCAGUAUGUCAUAUAAUAGACCGAGGGAAAAUGUGCUAUUACACAGAGAAGACUUUGAGAGCCCCUGGGUGGCUUUACUAUGUAAACAAAUAGAGAAGAUUUGAGAUUCCAUGGGUAGCAUAACCCAUUAAGUAAAUCAAAAAGAGAGGUUUUUGAUUGCCCAAAGGUGACUUGACUCUACAAACAAACAGAGAUGAUUUUACAGACCAUGGAUCAUUUUAACGAAAACAACAGAGAUGCUUUUGAGAAGGGUGGCUUUAAUCAAUAAGCAUAUUUGUAAUGAGAGAGUUAUGAAAGCCCAAGGGUGGCUUUACUCAAUAAACAAACUGAGAGUGUUUUGAGAGCCCAUGGAGGAAUUUUUCUAUUUAUAAAAUUUUACUUACUUUGUUAUUGUUACUUUUGGUCAUGAUAAAAUUGCAAUAAUUUUUUUAUGUCACAUUUUUAGUUUCCCAUUAUAAGAUUUCAGAAUAUAUCCCUUAGUUAAACAACUAAUUGAGAUUUAAAGGUAGAAAAUAUUGUGUUCAAAAGUGUAUGCUUCCCAUCCUUAGAACUGCAGUAUUUGAUGUGUUAAAGAUAUUGUUUUUAUGCUUUAAAAAAGACAGUUGUUAUCCAUGCUUCCUUCAAAGCAAUACUUCUGUCAAAAAGAUAUCCU
Lymnaea stagnalis (great pond snail) is the source of this 40744-nucleotide messenger RNA. NCBI's taxonomy places the organism in Eukaryota, Metazoa, Mollusca, Gastropoda, Lymnaeidae. The record is from the annotation of a GenBank genome assembly.